AUGAUGUCAACCGGUGUCGCUCCUGAAAUGACAAAUAUCCUGAUCAAUGGCACUGGCCAGUUCGGUUGGGGCCCCAAGCCAGAAAAGUACACCAUCUGGCUUGACGAAGGACAGGCGCACAUGUUGAUCUUGGUUAAUACCGCUGUUGAUACCACCUUUGUUUUUUCUAUUGACAACCACACCUUGGAGGUCAUUGAGGCGGACUUUGUUCCCAUCAAGCCGUACAACACGACACACAUCAAGAUUGGGAUCGGCCAGCGCUACCAUGUUCUUGUCCAUGGACACGAAAAUGGGUACAAGACGGAGAGAUACGGCAACUACUGGAUGAGAGCCACCCCUGCUCGAAAGUGCUCCAAGUUUGCGUUCGGUCCAGACGAGCAAAUGGGCAUUGUUCGGUACAACAGGACCAUGCCGCCCAGGGGCUGGCAAGACCCUCUCUCGGAGCCGUCUCUGUACGAUACCAUGUGUGCGGAUGAGCCCUAUGACAAGUUGGUGCCCUGGAGGCCGUGGACAGUGGGCGAUCCUGUCAAUAUCGAUCCCAAGGUUGAAGACCCGUACACGCUCCCGAACAACUCACAGUACAUCUUCAACGUCGGUAUGAUCAGCUCUGGCGGACCUAACAGCUCCAUGCCGUACAUCCCCAACGACAAAGCAUACACCCGCUGGAUGAUGCACGAAGCCCCCUUUCGCAUCAAUUUUUCCGACCCGACCCUCCUCGCCCUGGAUCGCAUCAAUGAGCUCAUCGACAAGCCCUACCUUGACGUGGUCACACUCCCCAAUGCCACCGAUGACCAAUGGGUCUGGAUGGUAAUCACGGCCCCAGACAAGAUCCCGCAGGAAGGUGGUAGAAUCUUCUUCCCUGCUGCUCACCCCAUGCACUUGCACGGUCACGACUUUGCCCUGCUGAGGCAGAGCAAAAAGAACUGGUAUGAUGACUUGGAGAUUGGCCAUGAAGGGGAGGGGAGGUGGUUCACGCCGGAUAAGCUGAAUUGCAGGAAUGACAAGUUGAAGUGUGAUAACCCGCCUAGGAGGGAUGUGGUGCUGUUGCCGGCGACGGGAUAUGUGAUUAUUGCUUUCAAGGCGGACAAUCCGGGAAUCUGGAUUUUACAUUGUCAUAUCGCCUUCCAUGCCUCGUCCGGGUUGGCGAUUCAGAUUAUUGAGAACAAGGAGAGGAUCCCCGAGAUUUUGGGGAGGCACGGGGGCAGGGAGGCGAUUGAGGAGAGCUGUGAGAGCUGGAGGGCGUGGCAGAGCAAUCCGAUUAAUCAUUGGGAUUGGCAUCAUCCGGACCAUUUUCAGGAUGAUAGUGGUGUUUGAGUGGAGACUCAUGAAGAGCUUAUGUCCGGGUGGGAUGUCAGGCACUAGGUAGGUAAUGUGGAUGAUGAGGGCAAGUAACACGCAUGGCUCAGCAGGUCUUAAUGGGCUGUCUUUGUUUGACACACGACAAACAAGCCGCACAAGUAUGUAGCCUUUAGCACAAACCAACCACUCGUUUUUCGUCAAGUUGAACAUCAUUAUGCCGCCGGCGGUACCUCUGCGUCAUCCCACAAGCUAGCCAAC
Messenger RNA from Podospora pseudocomata, 1557 nucleotides. RefSeq lists its product as uncharacterized. Lineage: Eukaryota; Fungi; Ascomycota; Sordariomycetes; Sordariales; Podosporaceae. Gene Ontology annotation, molecular function: oxidoreductase activity; copper ion binding. The transcript has 5 exons. The record is from RefSeq and is a predicted model, not a curated record. Bases 1 to 1314 code for a protein of 437 amino acids.